This is a messenger RNA of Staurois parvus, 583 nucleotides long. Lineage: Eukaryota; Metazoa; Chordata; Amphibia; Anura; Ranidae. The record is from the annotation of a GenBank genome assembly.
AUGUGCCACUUUCAGGUCUCCUCACACUGCUGGUGUGUUCCAUUUUUUGUCAUAGGGUGCUGGCAGAUUACGGGCCUCCCAUAGCUGCUGCCAGGCCCCUAAUCUGCCAUGGGCCCCUGUACCGCCUCCUCAUGCUGCUGCCAGGCCCCUAAUCUGCCAUGGGCCCCCGUACCGACUCCUCAUGCUGCUGCCAGGCCCGUAAUCUGUCAUGGGCCCCUGUACCGCCUCCUCAUGCUGCUGCCAGGUCCAGAGUGUGUCAUGGGUCCCUGUACGGCCUCCCAUUGCUGCUGUCUCCAUCGCCACACUCUGCCAUGUGCCACUUUCAGGUCUCCUCACACUGCUGGUGGUUUCCAUUUUUGUCAUAGGGUGCUGUAUGGCCUCCCAUUGCUGCUGCCUCCACCGCCACACUGUGGCUCCACACUCUGGUUUUGGCCCCGUGACUGCCCAAAUGAGUGAAGUGUGUGGUGAUUCUAAGAUCGUCGGCACUCAUCUGCAUGUCAUACUGACUGUCAGUAUUAUUUCUCUUCCCCAGCAGACUCCAAGGGCAUUUAAAUUAAAGGUACAGUGUUCUGCACUAAUAUAA